This is a messenger RNA of Fusarium subglutinans, 1938 nucleotides long. Its product is annotated as het domain protein. The transcript has a single exon. The record is from RefSeq and is a predicted model, not a curated record. Bases 1 to 1938 code for a protein of 645 amino acids. NCBI's taxonomy places the organism in Eukaryota, Fungi, Ascomycota, Sordariomycetes, Hypocreales, Nectriaceae.
AUGUGGCUCAUGAAUACCAAGACCUACAAACUUGAGAACUUCGUUAAUCCACCAAGUUCCUACUCGAUCCUGUCUCACACAUGGGAAGGAGAUGAAGUUUUCUUCCAAGACAUGGAGAGCCUCCCCUACGCAAGAAGCAAGGCAGGCUGGAAAAAGAUACAAAUGACUUGCGAAGCAUCCCGUCAAGCCAAUUUCUCUUACACCUGGAUUGAUACAUGUUGCAUCGAUAAAAGAAGCAGCGCUGAGCUUAGCGAGGCUAUCAACUCCAUGUUCGCAUGGUAUCAGCACUCUUCAGUAUGCUACGUUUACCUCUCCGACUUGGUGUUCCCUUGCUCGCCGGUCGACACGGUCAUGCCCAAGUCAGAUGAGGGCCGGCAAUGGGCGGACGUAGCUUUUUCUAAGCUCGAAGAUGAACUGAGGGCGUGUCGAUGGUUCACGAGAGGCUGGACUCUUCAAGAGUUGAUCGCUCCCAGUCAAGUCGUGUUUCUCGACCAAAAUUGGAAUCGCAUCGGAUCAAGAACUCUGGGAUCAGACCUGCGAUUCAUCAAGACCUUGGAAAGGCUGACAGGCAUACCGAGUACAGUCCUGGACUAUAAGAGCGAUAUCGCGACUAUCCCUGUUGCGCAAAGAAUGUCUUGGGCGGCGUGCAGAGAAACAACCCGUGUUGAAGAUAUUGCCUAUUGUCUUUUAGGGAUUUUCAAUGUUAACAUGCCUCUUCUCUACGGAGAAGGUUCAAAGUCUUUUCUUCGGCUCCAGGAGGAAAUUGUGAAGAGCCAUGAUGACCUCAGCCUUUUUGCUUGGAAACAAGACUCCGCAUCAUACGGCAUUGGUUUACUUCGAGGAUGCUUUGCAGAUUCACCGGCCGAGUUCGCUCACUGGCUGAAUAUCCAAAUCAGUGUGAAUAAUUUCGAAUCUGGCAUGGAAGUCACUAGUAAAAAUGUUAAGAUGGACGGCCGAGUCCUCAGAAAGGAAGAUCACCCAGCAGGCACUGCGCAUGGUGUGGAAUGUAUAUUCGACCUGAGUGUACGGGACCCCGAUGAUGAGAACUAUUCUCUGGGAAUCCUUUUGGCGGGCUCUAGCCGGAGUCUUACUCACUUUCGAUUCAAGCCCUACGAACUGAUCAAGUUGCCGCCGAGAAAAGCCUUGCUUUGCAGAGAUGACUUUGAUAGCGGUGCCGAAUUUGACGUUAUGUGUUGGGAGCAGGAAGAAGCGCGGGAAGAGUCGGAGCGGAAAACUAUUUUCAUCCGAAAAUCCAUUUCAGUCCAGGAAACUCGCAUGAUGGGCCAUCUUCAAAAGCCUCUAUUCAAGAUCCAUUGGCAUGGAGACGUCUUGAAGGUUCUCAAAUCAGUCAAUGGCCAAACCACCAAAGAAUAUAUACCUUCGUUUGAAUGUCACCCGGAUUCUGCGUUCCACCAAGACGGGACACUUACGUGGGUUACUGACUUUGAGCUACAAAUUAACCCUCAACACGUUGUCUCAUUUGUUCUUGCAACCGGACUACAAUGGGCACCCGAAGAUCUUGGCGCGACUUGCUUUAGACGGGCAGAGCUGCAUUACCCACACUUCUGGGCAGUUCUGUUCGGUGAAGGGCGAGCUUACGCUAUAAGCAAUAGAGGGGAAUUUGACAACCAGUCUACAGGACUUAGGGUAGACGGUGAGGGUGGAGACAAUUCUGCAAUAGUAAGCUAUAUCAAGCGCAUGGAUCAUCGAGAGAGAGGAACAUAUGUCCGGGAAAGGUUGUUAAAGCACCAUGGCGGUGACACGGGUUUGAUAUAUGACAGAUAUGGCGGAAGGCUGGCUAGGCUUGUGAGGAUAUUUUCACCCCUCGACAGAGCGUUGCCUACGUGCGAUGUGUGGAUGGAAUCUCGAAAUUGUGAGUUCGAUGAUUAUGGGGAACUCGAAAUCAGGAUCGGGCCAUGCCAUGAAUUGGGAUGGUAA